CUGCUGCCAUUAAUGCUGUACUUAUGGAGCUUUAUGUGAUGAGGUGAUCGCAAAGGCUGUGUUCUGUACUUAUAUUUAACUGCUGAAAAGCUGAAAAAUAUUCCCCAGUGAAAGAUGCUUUUGUGACAGAUUUCUGUACUUGAUCAACACUCCUCAACUUUUUUGUUAAACUUCUAAACAAGUUGUGGUUUUUUUUUAAUCGACAAUGGAAAAUCAUCAAGGUGUAAUACAAACCAGAACAAAUAAAUCCCUUAAAACACAAAGGAACUGUAAAUAAAUGCAAGAGAUGAAGGCAGCCCCUGUCAGUGCAGGGCACUGCAGCAAGCGGAGCUGCUGUGUGUGGGGAGGGACUGCGGGGCACCACUGAAGGAAGUGGCCACAUAUCUCCUCAGCAACUGCUUCUAUUUUUAUUGAGCUGGUGUCUUUGGCCGUAAUAAUAAAGCAGUACAUGUGAAAUCUGAGGAAAACAUCCCCACACCAGGUGAAAUCCAAAGAGAUCAGCAGCCCAUGGCAGGGGGUUGAAACUAGACGAUCAUUAUGGUCCUUUUCAACCCAGACCAUUCUAUGAUUCUGUUGUGACCCCAGAGCUUCUUCUGGAGCAGAAUCAUUGGGGCAAACCAGGCUGCUCAUACACAAAGCAAAGCUGGAAUGGGAAGUUUUAGAACCAGCACUCAUUGAUUCCUUUGCUAAACUACUCUGUUGGUCCUCAAACUAACAUACUGAUCCCUGCUGCUAAGCACACCAGCCUGUAUCACCAGGCAGUAAUGCAGGCGCUGAUCUUUCAGUGCUAAAAGAUUGAAGAGACAAAAGCAGAAUGAAAAUUUCAACUUCUUGUUAGGAUAAUGAGGCUGUCAGAUUUCACACAGCACAGCACAGCGACCCUCAGACAAGAAGAAAUGAAGCAGUUCCUGGUUCCACCUUUGAGGAGUCCUUGCUCUGCAACCAAAGGAGCUCACGCUGCCUCCAGAAAGCUUGCUAUUGUAACGGCAAAGCAAACGAGCUUAUCUACAACUGCUCCUCACACCCACUGGCUCUCCUCACAGGCUUUGUCCUUCAGAAAUUAACCACAAAUGCCAAGAAAGCAUCACACACAAAUCAACCGCCUGUUCCAGUUUUGGUCAGGAGAACCUGUUGGUGCUGCAGGCACCACGCAGUGCCCACAGGGCACCACUCCCCCCGCGCUGCAAAGGGCUGCAGGCAGACACAGCACCCCCAGGAGCACUGCCCACGGCAGGGAGAUCCCUGUGAGUGUGCUGUCAGUGAUGCUGAGCAGGACAGUGGCAGCAGGGCGGCUGCGCAGGGCUGGUGUGAGAUGCUCAUGGGAGGGAAUGGCGGGCAGCACCCAGAGCAGACAGGUCCAGGCCUUGGCACAUGAUCUGAAAAGAACCCCAAGGGCUUUCUGAGCUGGAGGUGGUCCAGGCCCAGCAUUUGGCUUCAUUUAUCCCACGCUCAGGAAGUAAAGAGCUUGUAAGGAAGACUGAAGACCAUGACAAAAUACCUCCACCAAUAACUGACUCUUACCUCCUCACUAGAAUAUUCCAAAUCUUGCUUUUUUUGGACCAAAAAGGGAGAAGCACAGCUACAAUGGACAGAGUUGGAUGCCUGCUCUCCCCAUGCUGAGCUCAGCGCUGGACAGACCCACUCUGCCCCACACCAGCCUGCAGAGGUCCCAGAAGCGAGGAAGGCACUGAGACCCUCUGAAAGCCACUGCCAUGCUCAGGAGAGCCCCUUUCUUUGAGCCAAGUCCGAGCAUACCCCACAGGCUGCUAUCUCUAUUAGUUGCUUACUACCUUUUGCUACAGGAGCACCACUGAAGUUUCUCUGCCACUCUGUGCCCAGCAUUGCACUGAGCACACGGCCAGGCUCUGCUCCAAGGGCCGCACACAGACCUUGCUGCAGAGCACACCUCCAUCAGGGCUCUUCUAUCAGCCCUCUCUCAAAACAUCAGAGAGAAGCUUGGCAUGUUGUUCCUCCCUGAUAAAUGCCAUUUAGCAGUUCAGAAAAGAGUUCUGGAGAAAAUGACCACCAUCAAUCUUCUCUGACCCAGAAGCUGCAUUGCAUGUCUAUCAAACAGCAGCAUUAAUUUCCAUAAAUAGCUGAAAAUGUUCACUUAAUACUGCAAAAUACACUCAAGACAACAAAAACCCACUCCAGUAUGAGCGAGUGCCUGUCAGAGAGAGCUGGAUGCCCGACCAGGUGAGAAAAAGCACAGGAAACUUUUACCAGGAACGCCAACAACGUGACGUGAGCAGCAGAGCCACAAGCCUCGAGCUGCGUGCAUACAGUGAUGGUCCAGGACAAACACAGCUGCUCCCACCACGGCUCUGCUCCGGAGCAAUGCUGAGGGCCUGCUGACAGAUUGCACAGGGCAGCACCGUGAUGACAGCUCUAACCGCCGUGCUUCCUGCCCAGCAGAUCGCCCUGCUGGAGGACAGGCCCUGUGCUAACGAUGGAAGGCUCUCGAGGCCCUUAGCACCUGCACUAAAAGCACCCAGCAGUUCAAUGCAGAAAGGAUCAAAGACAUUGUAAGAUGUUCAAUUCCAGCACAAACUCCUCGGGAAGCAGCUGCAGUAACAGCACAGUAAUAACAAAGACAGUCAUUCCCCUGAUCUACUGCCUGAUUUUCGUGGUAGGGCUGCUGCUGAAUGGCGUGGCAGCAUGGAUCUUCCUGUGCAUCUCCAGCGAGAAGAGUUUUAUCGUCUAUCUCAAAAACAUCGUUGUCGCAGAUCUCCUGAUGAGUUUGACGUUUCCUUUCAAAAUUCUCGCCGAUUCGGAAAUUGCACCUCCACAGCUCAACACAUUUGUGUGCAGGUACUCUGCUGUUGUUUUUUAUGCAAACAUGUAUAUCGGAAUAACGUUUUUUGGCCUCAUCGGUUUUGACAGGUACUACAAAAUCGUGAAGCCUUUAUUCACCUCCUUUGUCCACACGGCUCACUACAGUAAGGUUAUCUCUGUCAUCAUAUGGCUAUUGAUUAUGUUUAUAACGCUGCCAAAUAUGAUUUUAACUAACGAAAUCCCUAAAGCAAAUUAUUCCAGAACAUGCAUCGGUCUUAAAAGCGAACUUGGCAAACAGUGGCACAAGGUGUCCAGUUAUAUUUGUACAGGGAUUUUCUGGAUUGUUUUCCUCCUACUCAUCAUUUUUUACACUUCAAUCUCAAAAAAAAUAUACAGCUCCUACAAGAAAUUCAGACGGAACUCAGAGUUCACUAAGAGGAAAACCAGCCGUAAUAUAUUCACCAUCAUGUUCGUGUUUGUCCUCUGCUUUGUGCCGUACCACUUCUGCCGGAUCCCGUACACCCUGAGCCAGACCAGCUCACAGUUCGACUGCCGCUCGCAGAGAGCUCUGUUCCACGCCAAGGAGUUCACUCUGCUGUUAUCUGCUGCCAACGUCUGCCUCGACCCCAUUAUUUAUUUUUUCCUCUGCCAACCUUUUAGAGAAAGGCUGUAUCAAAAACUGCACCUCAAGCUGAAAACAUCAGGUGAGGCUGAAAUCACCAAAUCGAGGAGAUCAAACACGCUUCAGGAAAGCGUGAACAUUCUGUAAGUUCAGGUCUGCAGAAUAACGCAGGCUUGAAAGUUGCCCCAGAAUGCAAACACUGACACUGCAGAAAGAAACUGAACAGGUGAUGACCAGCAAUAAACCGAAAAAGGUUUCAAGCACAAAAUACCAAGCAAUGUUUCUCUCUAUAAAAAGUCUAUUGCAUGCUGUCAGUGUAUUUACUACGUGGUAUUUCAGCUGACUAUGACUGCACUGAGGUGCAUUGUGACCUACCUGGAUCUCAGAAAAGAGUAACUGGAACAAAACAUUCUGGAGUGCCAGGCCACAGUUCUGAAAGAAUUAUCCCAGCCUUGAAGUGCCCUCAUUCCUCAUGAAGCCAGGCAGGACACAUCUGAGGAGCAGCAGGGCAGCCCAAAGGGCCUGCGAACAACAGAUCAUCCCAGCUCAACCGGAGCAGACCCCCUGAGGAAACACGAUCAGCUCAGCUGGGCCUCCUGCCUCAGCCUCUGCCACGGAGAGCUCUCUGUGCAUUCACCAACUCAGACAGCAAAGCCGUUGAUGAAGUGCUCAAACACUUUAAUGACCUGCCAAAGAAAAGGCAGCUCUGUGCGUGUGUUGUAUAUGUAUAUACACAUAUAUAUACAUAUAAUGUGUAUUUAUAUAUAU
This is a messenger RNA of Centrocercus urophasianus (Greater sage-grouse), 4165 nucleotides long. RefSeq names its product purinergic receptor P2Y14 (gene P2RY14). Lineage: Eukaryota; Metazoa; Chordata; Aves; Galliformes; Phasianidae. Gene Ontology annotation, cellular component: membrane. The record is from RefSeq and is a predicted model, not a curated record. Gene Ontology annotation, molecular function: G protein-coupled purinergic nucleotide receptor activity. The transcript is spliced from 2 exons. Bases 2531 to 3544 code for a protein of 337 amino acids. Gene Ontology annotation, biological process: G protein-coupled receptor signaling pathway.